AUGCCACCUGUCGAAGGUGAUGCUGAAGAUGCUCGCCUUGAGCAGUCUGAGGAAGAUCAACAAUGGGGUCUUCACGUCGGUGAUGUCGUUCAGAUCGUGCAGGGGCGAUCAAAGCAGCUCACUUACGCGCUGUACUGUGGUCGUGGACGAGCGAUCCAUGUGUGGAGUCCGUCUCGUCGGAACUUCAGAGUUCGUGUAGACUCCUUACGCGGUCUCAAGUUGUCUGGGUAUAAGGCGGCAAGCUGCACGAGAGAGCUGGACGAAUUCUUUCACGAUCUGCUCAACAUCGAUCCCGUAAAACCGGUCGAAGUAGUUCGGCGUGCCAAGACAGUGCUUCAUGCCACGGCAGCCUCUCGGGUAUCAAGUCUGUCGCUCGUACUGUUUGCUCGCUACGGUGGUGACACCAUCUUCACGUUGUUCCAGUUACUCAAGGAAGCGUAUGUGCUGGCCUUUGACGACUCGAUAUUUGGAAUAUCAUGCGACGAGCACCAAGAAAGUCCCGAGGCGAACGAGUCUCAUUUGGACUUGCCAGUUCAUCCGACCAAACCAGACGCUGAAGCCAACAACCAAGUUGUUGCACGCAGUAUUAAAACUUUCUUCGGGAGUGUGGGCGACCUUCUCAUGAGUGAAUGGCUUGGGAAUUCGCUCAGCGAUUAUUUUCAAGAUUCUCGAGUGAGGAGCAAUUGGUACUCUAUCCACGUACCUUCGACUAUCCUAGCCCCGUUGUUCGUACAGUACGACCACCAGCAGGCGAUAUUUCGAGUGCAAUUUGCGCGUACCCUCGCGCACAGGUUGGCAGCGGAUCGCAUGGAAUGCGCAAUUUGCUGGAUGGACUUCACCCCGCUCAAAGUGAUGCUUCUGAAGUGCCACCACUAUAUGUGCGAUCCAUGUCUUCGCUUGCUGCCACGCAGAGAGUGUCCGUGGUGUCGUGGGUCAAUACGACACGCGCAACCAGUGAGCGAACUUGUGAAGCGAGCGGCACUUCGACUCUUGACGCAGUCGAUGCAGCUCGAAAACAAAUCCCCAGUACCCUUAUUGGAAGAAACAGACCUCGACCAAGAACCGCAAAACCACGACGACGACCCUGCAGAUAACAACUAA
Phytophthora nicotianae INRA-310 is the source of this 1101-nucleotide messenger RNA. RefSeq lists its product as hypothetical. Lineage: Eukaryota; Oomycota; Peronosporomycetes; Peronosporales; Peronosporaceae. Bases 1 to 1101 code for a protein of 366 amino acids. The transcript is spliced from 4 exons. The record is from RefSeq and is a predicted model, not a curated record.